Bombyx mori (domestic silkworm) is the source of this 3799-nucleotide messenger RNA. Its product is annotated as trace amine-associated receptor 1. The transcript has 9 exons. Gene Ontology annotation, biological process: neuropeptide signaling pathway. Bases 388 to 1890 code for a protein of 500 amino acids. NCBI's taxonomy places the organism in Eukaryota, Metazoa, Arthropoda, Insecta, Lepidoptera, Bombycidae. Gene Ontology annotation, cellular component: plasma membrane. The record is from RefSeq and is a predicted model, not a curated record. Gene Ontology annotation, molecular function: G protein-coupled peptide receptor activity.
AGUCUCCGCUGAAACUCCGUGGGGGUCGGUCGCAUUGAAAGUCGGUGAGGUGCCGAUUCGCAAGUUAAGCCUAAUUUCGAAUGUCGAAGUUGUAUUUGAUUUUCUCUUUUUAAAUUUUUGUGGAUUAAGUGAUUUCUGAUACUUUAGGCAUGUUCGUGAGUUGAAGUACCUGUACUAAGAAUCAUGAUUUCUAACAUGAUUGGCAGAGGAGCUUGGUAAAACAGAACGGAGUUCAAGCAAGAUAUGAAGAUAAAUUCUCAUUUAUUAAAGCACAUACUUAAGUGUUUGAAUUCAAUAAAAUCGUAGACAAAGAUUGUAGACAGUACAAAGUGAAGUCUAAAUGCCUUAUUCAAGAGAAGAGCGCGCUGCAGCUUGCAUGCGCCGACUAUGUUCGACUCGACGACAAAAGGCGCAUUGCUGGUAGCGCCUUCUCUAUCAAACAGUUCGUGCUGGAUGAAUGGCAAAGGUUGGCCUUCGACUCUACCAGCACCCGGAGACAUCGUAAAGGCUUUAUUCAUUUUUGCACUCUCCACUUCAAUUGUCCUUGGGAAUCUCAUCUUAAUCUGCGUUAUGAAUAAUCGACGUUACAUCAAAUAUAUUGGAAAUCAGCCAAGAUACCUGCUGACGUCACUCGCUCUGAACGAUUUGUUCACCGGAAUCUUGAUAGCUCCAGUGGCUCUUCUGCCUGCCCUUUACAAGUGUUGGCCGUAUGGCGAGAUAUUUUGUCAGAUACAGGCUCUGUUGAGGGGAGCCGUGAGUCAACAAAACGCCGUUAUUCUCGUCUGCAUGGCGAUUGACCGUUACCUUUAUUUGUUACACCCGAAUACUUAUCAUAAGCAUUCCAGCAAAAAGGGUUGUGUUUUAGUCAUAAGUAUAACUUGGAUACUCUCUGUUUCGCUGUUCGCAAUCAUGGUUUUGCCGAGAUCCGGGUACUACUUCAACUCAACUGGGCUUAUGGCUUGUGACGUGUUCCACAGUAGGGUUGCGUUCAGGAUAUUGUCAUGCUGUGCCUAUUAUUUCCCUACAACAAUGGCCUUAAUGUACUGUUACGGGUCUGGAUUUCACGUCAGUAAAACUAGGACCAAAUGUGAUGAGCCUAUAAGACCUAAUGGUGUACCCGUGCCGUGCACGAAAACAACACAUGGCGAUCACGAAAUUGUGAUACAAGCUCCUGUGAGACCUCAUAGCGUCAGCACGUCCAGAACAAUGGCCGCUAUGUCUUUGGGUUUUAUUGUGAUGGUUACGCCAGCUACUAUUCAGGAAGUUGUUGCGGCUUGUACUGGUUGCAAGGUUCCACCUUCUCUGGACUUUAUCGUGACGUGGUUGGCGUUGAGUAAUAGUUUCUGGAAUCCUUUCCUGUACUGGCUAUUAAAUGGACACUUUAGAAGAAUCAGCAAUGAGCUGUUACAAUAUUAUGUAUGCUGCAGGAGAACGAAACCUUUUCCUCAAAACUAUGAAAAACGAUCUGGAUGCUGCGGUUCACCUAUUCCAUCUGAUUUGAAUUCAAAAGGUGAAUUCGAAGGACUUGGAGAAAAGUAUUGGGGUGAAAUUUUGGAACGCACCGUUUCCUCAACAUCUCUCCAUGCUAUUCAAAAAGCUUGCCACAGAGAGCACCCUCACCGAUGUACAGGGUCCUUCAAAGGCUGCCCCACAAAUGCUUGUAAAUAUGAUCAUAGAUACUUUGAAGGGUACGGUCCCUCUGAUUACCGGCAUUUGGAUAGAUCAGCUUUUCAAAUUGAAUCAUGUUCGAGACACUGUCGAUUAAAAAAUUCUGAUUUUUGUUUGUUUAAACCGAGUCCAAGCCUGGACUGCGGACGAUCGCGCUCUAACCUUAGUUUAGAUGAGAGCAACUUUAUUAAGACUUGUAACGGACGGCAUCCGGAAUUGUGAGAAUACCGAAACUGCCCAGUUUUUGGGCAUAGAAGUAAUAGUAUAGGUAUGUAUCCUGGAGUGGAGCACUUUAAUUCGAACAUUAAAUGGAAAUUUGAUGAUUCUAAUGGUGUCGAUGAUGACAUACAUACUCUUGAACAGAAUCUCGAUAGGAUACGUAGUCUCAGUCAUGAACGAAGUUUCAACGCCUACGGACUCGGUGAAUCAAAUAAUUUGCUAGAAGUAGAAGUGAAUGAUACAACAGAAGAUGAUUCUGAUGAGAAUAAAGAAAUGAAUGGAUGUAUUCGUGAAUCUUGUGACACUGUGGCAGACGGACGACAAAAUGAAUAUGGUGUUGUGAAUAAAUUUUCUCGAAAUUCCUCAUUGUCUAAUAGAGAACUAGAUGUUAUUAAGGAGAGUUCUAGAAGCUCCAGUGACACGGAAGUGACAUUAACUCGAUGACUCGAGACGACACCGAGGGUUACUUUUGAUAAAGCAGUGAAUGUGGUUCACUUAGAUUAUUCAUCAGAACAAAGACAUCAGUGUGACCCAGAAUGUGUGAUGAGUGUUAGAAGAAACAUAUUGUAGUUAAUAUUUUUUGUUAUUUCGUUAAACUAGUGAUGUAGAAUCUGUGGACCAUUAGUAUCUGGUCUUAUUUGUGUGAACAUUUCGGAGGUUUAUUAAAGCCUUCAAAACAAGUUAUUACGUGUCUGUGGGUAGUCUGAACAAUGAAAUUCUAGUAUUCUAUUUAAUAAUAUUAGUACAGAAAUUUAUGAAAGAUUAUUUUAAAAAUAAGGUUUAUAACAUGUACUUAGGUAAAUGUGAAUUUUAUAAUGAUGUAUAUAUGUAAGGUGAAGGUAACGAUAAAUAGUGAUUAGAGCGACUAGAGAUUUUGUGUCAUAAAAAAUCUUGCUCACGAAACAGUAAUUUUAAUGCUGUUAAAUCUGAAAACUGUUUCAGGACUUAAAUAUAUUGAGAUAUUUACACUUAUAUUAAAGCUCUUAAACAAACAUAGCAUACUGUUAAUACUGCAUUCAAAGACUUCUGGCCAAAGUUGUCGUCAAUGUGUCUGAGUUCGAAAACAAUUUAACUUAUUGACUUACUUAGUGAUGGCAGAGUGACUUUGAACAUUCGGAUUAGUACCACUAUACGCAUAAUUGCUGCUGUCAAGUAUUCAUGUUUUUGAUUCGAAGAGUGUUCGAUGAAGUUCGACGAAAUUACAAUAUUUCGAUAAAUUACAAUACUUCGCUAUCUCAAUGUGGGUGGUUAUAUUCGUUCUUGGAUGUUGGCGGAAUUCACUAUUACUUAUUAAUUAAUGUGCCGUGAGCUUGUGGAUAGUACGUAAUCAACCUCAUAAUAAAAUUUACUGUAGCGUAUGCCAGUUGUAACUGGUAUUGCUGUAACAUUUUAACGUCAAUGCAAUGUUCUUAAGAAUAUUUAGGCAAAGAUUCAUAAUUACUGUGAUUUUUUCAUUCGUUACAUAACUUGAAGUUUUAGAGGGGAAAAUGAUACUGGGCUCAUAUUAUAGUUGUUAAUUUUUGUUUGUAAGAAUUAUUAAUCAGAUUAAUGCACCAAUUGUAGGCAGGAGUGCUAAAUGGUUUGAACUGCAAUCAUCGACAUUGAGGUAAUAAAUGACACUAUGAGACCGACCUACAUUAUAAUCUAGUUAUACUGAGAACUAAAGUCGUAUUUUGUGGAAACAUAGUAUAUAAUAGACAUACUAAUUAACAUGCUAUGAUAGCUCCACAAAUAAUGUAAAUAAUAAGACUGUUUGAUGGGAAAAUUCUUGAAAUUGAUCUGAAUCGCACAAUCGUUUUCCUUGUAUACCUACUGUAUUAAUAUGUAUAAUUAUUUGAUUGAUAUUAUUGUUGACGUCUAAAAUAAUGUUUAAGAAGCAGACGAGAAUGAUAAUAAACUGUUUUAAAUAAAA